Molecule: messenger RNA, 1577 nt
Organism: Aspergillus steynii IBT 23096
Lineage: Eukaryota; Fungi; Ascomycota; Eurotiomycetes; Eurotiales; Aspergillaceae
Gene: gliC
Product: cytochrome P450 monooxygenase gliC
Exons: 3
Coding region: 15-1577 (520 amino acids)
Molecular function (GO): heme binding; monooxygenase activity; oxidoreductase activity, acting on paired donors, with incorporation or reduction of molecular oxygen
Source: RefSeq, a predicted model, not a curated record
UUCUUACGUGCAUCAUGGCGAUCCUAUCGGGGCUCGCGGCGCUGGCUGAGCAUGGCCUUGCCAAUACUACGCUUGUGUACUCGAUUCUUGGUGCUAUAGGCGCUAUUACGACUCUGAUUCUGGCGACACUCGUUUGGCCACAGGCUUUCAGCCCUGUGUCGAGGGUUGUAUCUUGGGUCCUCAAUACAUAUUUGCAGUGGAGAUAUCCGAUAAAACAUGCGGAAACCGGUCGUCCCAUACCCGGACCGGCGUACGUGUGGCCGGACGGACAAGGGGACGCGGGAAAAUACAUCUUUGGCCGAGAUAAUAGCGCUCAAUGGCAAUCGAAGUAUGGCAAUGUCUAUCGCCUGUGGGCUGGGAUGACUCCUGAAGUUGUUCUCACUCGUCCCGAGCAACUGCACUCCGUCUUCAAAGACUCCGACAAGCAUACCAAAGCCACCAACAGUAAUUCAGGAUACUUCAUGAGCCGUAUCCUGGGCGAAUGCCUCGGGCUCAUGGCCGGUCAGCGCUGGAAACUCCUCCGAGGCAUCGCCUCUCCCCCAUUCACGCACCCGGCCGCCAUCAAGUCGAUCAGUCGCAUCCAACGCCACGUCCGCGAGCAUUUCCACGAGCUCGAAACGCACGGCGACUUGCGCCACGGCCGCAUCCAUCCCGUCCAGGACCUCAAAAUGCUCCCCUUCUUUAUCGUCGGCGAGGCCAACUACGGCUCGCUGACGCCAGAAAUGAAAGCCGAGCUGACGAACCUCGCCCCGGCCCGUGAGAACCUCAUGAAAUUCGUCGUCUUCGGUGGUCUCGCUCGUUUCGGCAUCUCGCGCUUCCUCCCCACAGAAGCAAACCGCCAAUUGAACAGCUUCCGAUCCCAAUGGAAGAGGUUCAAUCACGCCGCAUACGAGCGAGCGCGAGAGAAACACCCGUCCGCACUGGUCGUGCAGAUGUACGAUGCCGUCGCCAAAGGUUCGCUCACGGAAGAGGAAGUCCAACAGACCAUGGACGAGACGCUGUACGCCAACCUGGAUGUCACGACGGGCGGACUCUCAUGGAACCUCGUCUUCCUAGCCUCGAACCCAUCCUGCCAGGCCCGCUUGUACGAGGAAAUCUCCGUCAUCACGACCCCGGAAGAAGAGGAGGCCUACAUCUCCCGCUCCGGCACGUAUUUGUCCGCCUGCAUUCUCGAAUCCUCGCGUCUGCGACCCGUCACGCCCUUCUCCAUUCCGCAGUCCGCACCCACAGAGCGUCUUGUCGACGGGUAUAAGGUCCCCGGGGGCACGAAUUACGUGGUGGACAGCUGGGGACUGAAUCUGCGGAACGAGUUCUGGGCGCCGGACAGCGGCGCGUACCGGCCGGAGCGGUUCGUGGGACGGUCGGCGACGGAGCUGCGGUAUCAUUUCUGGCGAUUUGGAUUUGGGCCUCGGCAGUGUAUUGGCAAGUACACGGCGGAUGUGGUAAUUCGGACGAUUCUGCUGCAUGUGGUGCGCAAUUACGAGCUGAAACUGCUGGAGGAGGGCAACUGGGCGCAGGAUCCCGAGUGCUGGAUCACGCAUCCGGAUCUGCAGGUGAGAUGUGUCAAGAGGGGUUGA